Messenger RNA from Drosophila gunungcola (fruit fly), 6426 nucleotides. It is a transcript of the gene Galphaq, whose product is annotated as G protein alpha q subunit. Gene Ontology annotation, molecular function: G-protein beta/gamma-subunit complex binding; GTPase activity; guanyl nucleotide binding. The transcript is spliced from 9 exons. The record is from RefSeq and is a predicted model, not a curated record. Bases 1287 to 2417 code for a protein of 376 amino acids. Gene Ontology annotation, biological process: adenylate cyclase-modulating G protein-coupled receptor signaling pathway. Gene Ontology annotation, cellular component: heterotrimeric G-protein complex. Lineage: Eukaryota; Metazoa; Arthropoda; Insecta; Diptera; Drosophilidae.
UCGCUGCGCGUCGGAUGGUAUGUUGCGUCGUUCCCCGUGCGGUCACACUGUCCUCAAAAACUACGGUCGUGCGUCAACGUUAGCGAAAAAUGCAAAAUUAAAUAUGUUGUGAGUAGCGAGCGAUGCCAAAUCGAAUAUGUUUUCCACUGCAUACAGAAAAAUAAACAAAUACAAGAAGCAUAAAGUAUGCAGAAAAUUAAAUACAAAAGGAGCCACUAAGUGUUUCGUGUGAAAUCAAUUUGAGAGCGUUCGUCGUCGUCGUACAUACUUUUCCGUUUCAAUUACACUACAAUGAAUAUUUGUUGAAACUUCGUUGCAUUUACAGACUGGUGUUUAAAAACAACAACAAGAAACGACAAACAAAAUAUUACAACAGCAGCCCUCACACACACGGAAAACAAGAAAGAAAAAAAUAUCUACAUAUAUAAAUAGUAUCAUAUUUACAUUAAAAAGGAAGCCGAACAGACGUAAACGUAACUUUUAUAUUACAAAGCACCAGUAAAAAUAAAAAUAAUUCACCAACUACACACGUUCCUUAAAAACAAACGUUUUCCAAACCGCAAACCAACUAAAAACGAAAUGCUUUUGAAAUUAGUUUAAGCUAACUAAAAUUAAAACGCAUAACCAACAAAUAAACCGCAAGAAAUCCGCGUGAUUAAAUUUAACAAAAGAAAAUAUAAAAACAGACCGAAAAUCGGCAGGGAACCAAAAAAAAAAAAAGCGAUAAACCUGGAAGAACUAAGAUCCGCGUAUUACAUAUUUUUUCUAUAAAAUAGUGCUAGCAAAAACCAAACGAGAGGAUAGCCGGAACAUCUUUUUGGAGAAUCUCGUCUAAAUACGUUUAAUAUUGUCUCCGUUAAAUCAAUAAAUGUUCUUGGAUCGUUCGAUGUGUUCUUCGUUCACGUGUAUCCAUCACUCUCAGCCUCCGAGUUACCGAAAUCUGGUCAAGGACUUAUCGUAGACUUCUGUAACUAGCAAUAGCAUUAGAGCCAAAGAGAGCCUGGAUCGUCAACGCUGGAGGAUAUCUGCAGAGCGAGCAACGCCGAAGUACAAAUGCAUCAAUCGAAACUGAAACUGAAACCGAAUCUGAAUCUGUAACUUGAAGCGGACACGUUGAGGUCAGCGCCCAUCACACAACCAACUAGAUAGGUGACAGCGGGUCAGAGAAGGAAGUCCAGGAGACCAGGAGACCAUCCCACCAUCCAAACAGCAUACAUUUUCUAAGCGGAACGGCGGGUCGAGCGUAGUGGCAGCAGCACGCGAAAGCGUCCACAAAUCUAGUUAGCAUGGAGUGCUGUUUAUCGGAGGAGGCCAAGGAACAAAAGCGCAUCAAUCAGGAAAUCGAGAAGCAGUUGCGCCGAGACAAGAGAGAUGCGCGCCGCGAGCUUAAACUGUUGCUGCUGGGCACUGGCGAGUCCGGCAAGUCGACGUUCAUCAAACAGAUGCGUAUUAUCCACGGCAGUGGCUACUCGGACGAAGACAAGCGUGGGUACAUCAAACUGGUAUUCCAGAACAUAUUCAUGGCCAUGCAGUCAAUGAUCAAGGCCAUGGACAUGCUGAAGAUUUCCUAUGGCCAGGGAGAGCAUAGCGUAAGUGAAUAUAUUGUAUAUCUAUGGCCAAACAAUGAUAUGUUUAAUCACAAUAUGAUCCGCACACAGGAACUGGCCGACCUGGUGAUGAGCAUCGAUUACGAGACCGUUACCACGUUCGAGGAUCCAUACUUGAAUGCCAUCAAAACGCUAUGGGACGAUGCUGGCAUUCAGGAGUGCUACGAUCGUCGUAGGGAAUAUCAGCUGACUGAUUCAGCCAAAUACUAUUUGAGCGACUUAGCUCGAAUUGAACAGGCUGAUUACUUGCCAACCGAGCAGGAUAUUCUGCGUGCUCGAGUGCCGACAACUGGCAUUCUUGAGUAUCCAUUCGAUUUGGAUGGCAUUGUGUUUAGAAUGGUAGACGUCGGAGGUCAGCGAUCCGAGAGAAGAAAGUGGAUUCAUUGUUUUGAGAAUGUGACAUCAAUUAUAUUUUUGGUAGCGCUAUCAGAAUACGAUCAAAUCUUGUUUGAAUCUGAUAAUGAGAAUCGAAUGGAGGAAUCUAAAGCUUUAUUUCGUACUAUAAUUACAUACCCAUGGUUCCAAAAUUCGUCAGUUAUUCUUUUCCUGAACAAAAAGGACUUGCUGGAGGAGAAAAUAAUGUAUUCGCAUUUGGUAGACUAUUUUCCUGAAUACGAUGGUCCACAGAGAGAUGCAAUAGCGGCCCGAGAAUUCAUACUGCGAAUGUUUGUAGAUUUAAAUCCAGAUUCCGAAAAAAUUAUCUAUUCUCAUUUCACCUGUGCUACAGAUACGGAAAAUAUUAGGUUUGUGUUUGCAGCUGUUAAGGACACAAUUCUGCAAUCGAACCUUAAGGAAUACAAUUUGGUCUAAACUGGAUUUGGAUCAAAAAACUAUUUUUGUGAUUUUUAUACAAACACACAUACACAUUCAUAUAAUUCCUUUUUCGCAUAUUUACUAAAUAUAAAAGAAGAAUUGAGCAGCAAGCGAAUGUGGCCGAAAAUUAGGCAUUAAUUAGACCCGAGAAUGUAACAUCAGGAACCGAAAAUUGUAGCAUAAAUAGAAUACUAAACUGAGAUGGUAAUCCAGCAUCAACAAAAUGAUAGAAAUGAUGUAUACAUUUUAAUUUGAGAGAAUAAUAACACAAAAUCUGAUACAAGUACUAGUACAGGGUGACAAUCAAUAAUUAGGACAAUGUUUCUCGCUUUACUCUACGUAUAUAUCGAAUCGUAGAAAUAUAAUAUAUAGGUAUUUCAAUUUUAUAAUUUUUGUCGAACAAAUGCUGUGUGCUUUUCAAACUGUUGGGUAAAGGAAAAAAGUCAAAAAGACAGUAACCAGAAAUGAAAUAGUAAUUGGUUAGAUUGAAAUGAAAUCACUAGGUUUUUCGGAUUUAAAUCUGAAGGACUGUAACGUGAAUUUAACCUUUCCAAUUAAGUGCAGUUUUUUCGAGAGUUUUUAUACAAAAUUCAAGUCCAAGUUAUUUAUUGCCACCCUGUAAUAUUUAAAUAAAUUUAUUACUAUAGUAACUUUUGUAAUAAAAACCGAAACAAAAAUAUAAAAGUAAAUUUAAUCAAAAGCUUGAUAGGGACAACAAACUGAAACAACUUUGUCGUACUGAAGCAUAAUAAAGCAACAUUUUACUAAAAUAACUACAGAAUAAAAACAAAAUUUUGCGUAAAGAAUCCCCAGGAAUAUAUAUAUUCAAAGAAUUAUAUAUGCUAGAAGUUUCUUAUUAGAAUUUCAGGGCAUAUAAGGCGUGUAAAAAUAAUAAACCGAAAAUGAUAAGCUGAUAAAAUGAAUGAAAACGAAAUCACAGAUAAUACUGUAUUUUUUAUUAAGCUAAACCGUAAAUAUUGAUACUAUUGUUUACCGGAAUAUUUAACUAUACAUGCAAACAGAUAAUAUAAUAAUUCAUAAACGCAUAUGUAACAAUUAAUAAAUUGAAUAAUUUGUAUUGCGGCAGCCCCAUUCAUUGUAAAUUACGAUUCGUAUUAAUACCAUGAAAACAAAAAGAGAAACAACAGAGAAACGCGAAACCAAGCGAAACGUUAGGAGAUGAAUCUGUAAGAAAAACGCCAUUUACAUGGAGCAUCCAUUUAAAUAAUAACACAUGUUUGUAAAAAUGUCGAUAACCACCACCCAUGCAAAAACAGCAGAAUCCAUGCAACUUAUUGAUAUUUAAUCAGACAUCAGGUCAAAUUCAAUCAAAUGCGAUAUACCACUGGUCGAGAAACAUAACUAUCAGAAGGGAAAGUUUUGCUCUCACGUACUUUUGUUGCCAUCAAAAUUUCAGUCGAAACGAAUUGUUAUCAAAUAUAGCUUGAUUUUCGUACUUUUUACAUUAACUUUGUUAGUUGUUUGCUUAUUUUAUAGAUCUUAAUGUAUGCAACAAUGGACACACUUUGCGGCUGUCCAAUCGAUCGAGCCUGCCAAGUGCGUCCAGUGUUUUGUUUUUGUUUUUAUAAUUUUAGUUUAAUUUAAUAUACAAGGAUAACUAAAUGAGACGCACAUAAAUAGAAAAAAAACCCAUCAACAACAAAUUAUUUAUGUAAAAAUCCAAAUAAAACAAUUCUACUCUACGCAUAUGUGGAAAAAAAAAUAUAAAUAAAAAAAAAAUUGAAACGUACAUAUAUGUAAAAUAAAUAUGAAGCAAAAUGUUUUUCAUAAUUUAUUACACUUAUUUUGUUCAACCGAGAUUCCCUCAACUCAGUCAGUUGAAGUUGAAGUUGAAGUUUAGUUUAGUCGGGGCCACAGAAGAACACUUCGGCGAGACUUUUAGCAAAGGAAAAGACCCAUGGGAGUGGAGAAUUGAGAAUCCUAUAAACAAAAAAAAAAAAAAAACCAAUACGCAUCUUAGUUUAAGUACGAUUCAACAGUGUGUUGUAUAAAGCUUUAAUCCUCGUAACCACAUCUAGUAAAAAUAAAGUAAUUAAACCAUUUUUAUGAUUAACCAAUGGAUUAGCUUUUAAAAAGCUUCAAUAAGUCAAUGUGUAUUUUAAAAGAUGUAGCAGAGCCCAGAGAGCCAAUGAGUUUUGAGACCCGAUCGGCAUGGAUAUGGAAACGGUUUAGGUUCUCGAUGCGAAUAUCAAUUCUCAGCCCCUUUGGCUUGGCAUCCAAUUUGGUAGCUCCGAUUUCGGAUGGGCCCCAUCCGUAUUGUAUAUCCACGGCAUUAUAGACAUUCACACACUGACAUAUAUAUAGUUUUCCGUCCAAUGAAUUGCAUCAGCAGCGAGCAGACAAAGUCUCCCAUUUAUUUUGAUCUUGUUUCCGGUUUUGUUCUUGCGGCAAUUCCAUUUUAAAAUACAAAAAUGUUUCGGCGGUUUCAAUGUUUAAUAUUUCCGUUUUUUGCAGCCAUAUACACACACUCACACACUUAGGUCGUUUUCGUAUUUAUUUCCUAGCAUUUUGUGCCUUUCCACUAUCAAGAAUCACAUAAAGUAUAUAGAACAGGCUCCAGAAGCAGUCGAGUACUUUGGAAAUUGAUUAACCGCUUUUCCACAGGGUUUUACAUUGAACAUUAACGCACAACUGAAGCCUGUUCAAAACCCCAAACAAUUAAAUUAUCAGCAUGUGUGUAUUGCCAGAUUGUUGUGUUUUGGGUUGAAAGAUUGGUUCCUUAUUUUAAUGAUUCGCACCGAUAGUCAGACAGUUGUAUGUAAAUAUUUGGCAAAUUACUCGGGAAGGGGAAUUCGAAAACUUCCCGAGAUAUACCACAUAAUCGAGCAUAUGUAUGUAACUAUACAUUAAACUCAAUAAGAAACUAUAAUAAAAUGAGAAUUUGAUAUAAAUCAUUAAUGUAUGUAUUUUGUAUUUUUAUAUACAAUUUAUAAUUUUGAUUACACUUACAAUUGUUACAAUUAAUAACUAAAAUUAUAUGAUAAAACCAAAAUAAUACAGAUGAAUCUACUAGAUAUGUAUUUCCAAUAUAGAGAAAGCAAGUACAUAAUACACAAAUCCGAUGAUUGCUAAAGGAAUUUCAAAAUAUUGUAAGGAACUUAAGAUUAAACAAAGUAAACAAAGAAAUUUUCUAAGCAACAAACAAACUCAACCAGAACUGCAAGCAAAAGGGACAACAAUUUAAAUGGGAAAUGUAUGUAUUUGUGUAAAUCUAAAGCGGAAAGGAAGGAUGUAAUAUGAUCCUUGGGGCCUGAUACUCGAUAAGAAGGGCCACCAUUUUCAGAUUGAUGAAAACCAUUUAGGCGUGGCAUUCGGUGGCUAAUUUUUACUUUAACUAUGUAUGUAAAUGAAAGAAUGACCACAUUCCACAUAAGAAAGCUUGAAAAGCAAAGUACUAUUGAACAAGAAUCCCAAAUAGUAAUGAAAAUCUCCCUUGAUGUUGAAUAAAAAAACUACAUUCUCGAUCCGAUAACGAGAAUGACCAACCGAAUGUUUCGGUUACCCCAAGAACCCUAUAAACUCAGAAACGGGAUAAGCAGUAAGAAAUAUUAGUUGUGAGUUCGGCAUGUGGCAUUUGAUCGGUCGAUAUAAGGGAGUAAUAUUCGAGUCGCCGCGUUUCUCUAUUGCGCACCUAAGCAUAAUACAUACGUGUAAAUCAGAAGCUAAUGGACCCACUGGAUCCACUGGAACUGCAUGCUUAGCCUAGGAUUAAUGCAAAAACCACACAGAACCCCAAAACGGAGACAGUCCAACAUGUCCAUGGGCCGACUAUUGAUAACUGUAGCAUUUGAAUUGAUUGAUAUUGGACGGACGGGGUUUUCCUGGGUGUCUAUACAUUUGUCAUACAAAUCAUAUUGAAAACGGAGAUUGUAUGCGUGGCAAUUGUAACUAAACAAAUUUUUUAGAUAAUUAAAAGUAUCUAUGUACACCUUAAUAUUAAUGAAAAAACCAAUAUAAUAUAAAUAAAAGUAUAUUGAAAAGAAAA